AUUCCGGUUCUCAUUUCGCCCAAAUAGCAGUUUUUCUACAGCUAUAGACGAAGACCUAGGACUAACUGUUUCCCUUGUCCAGCGAAACACUCACAAAGUCUUUCAUCGACGCCCGCUCCAACGCCUUGGAACUCCCGUCGCGUCUCGCCAUGUCGAAGUUCAAGAUCUCUUCCGCAUUAUGGGACAAAAUCUACCAUUUUGCGUCUUUCCCUCAAACUGGAGUUUCUCUUCAACAGAUGAUCCUCUUCGGUCAAAAUCCAUCUCAAGGAACGCUCCUCAAAGCUUCACAAUUCCUUUCAGAAGAAUUACCAAUAAGACUAUCUCAUAGAGUGGUAGAGCUCGAAGGUCUUCCAGAUGGACUUAAUAAGAUGACCAGUAUAAAUAUCGUCAAGGAAUGGUACGCGCAAAGUUUUGAUGAACUGGUAUCUUUUCCAAGGCCAAGACUCAAGCCCGAGCUUGAAGACAUUUUACGCAUCCCGCCAGCUCCUACCCAACCAUUCCCCUCUGCCACUCCCAACCCCUCACUCGACCCUCUCAUGCGCGAAGGACCAGUAGGAUCUGGAUUUGUCUCUGAAAGACAUAUAGGUACGGGGGGCAAUGGUAUAGGAGUUGGCAAAAGGCUAAGAAUACCUAUCGAACGGAGGUAUUUUUCACCCCCUCCGCCGACUAUAAUUUAUCCACCUGAAGUUCACGACUACAACGAGAAAUUCACCCAGCUCCUUCAAGUUAUCAAACAUCGACAUGAUCCGACUGUGACUACAGUCGCGCAAGGCGUCUUAGAAUGGAAAAGGAUGCAGAAAACAAGCGUGAUUGGGACGCCGAUACAAGAGUUUUUGGAUAGAUUUUACAUGAGUAGGAUUGGGAUCAGGUUCUUAAUCGGACAACAUAUUGCGUUAAACACUCUCCCACCUCAUCCUGAUUAUGUUGGUAUAAUCUGCACAAGAGCAAAUAUCCACGAUAUCUGCCAAGAAGCUAUCGAUAACGCCCGCUACGUCUGCGAAGAACACUAUGCCCUUUUCAAAUCCCCGAACAUCAAACUCGUCUGCCCACCGAACCUCACAUUCCCUUAUAUCCCAGGUCAUCUUUCUCACAUCUGUUUUGAGCUCCUCAAAAACUCUUUGCGUGCGGUGGUAGAGCGAUACGGCGUUGACAAUGAUGAUGAGUAUCCUCCGAUCAAAGUGGUUGUAGUGGAAGGGAGGGAGGAUAUUACGAUCAAAAUCUCUGAUGAAGGUGGUGGGAUUCCGAGAAGCGCUAUACCGCACAUUUGGACUUACCUAUACACAACGAUGAGCGACGAAGGUCUCGAAGAUACCAUUCAAGGCUCGGACUUUAAAGCUCCCAUGGCAGGAUUUGGCUAUGGCCUUCCUCUUUCUCGUCUCUACGCUCGAUUUUUUGGAGGUGAUCUGAGGCUGAUCUCCAUGGAUGGGUACGGCACCGACGUUUACAUCUCUCUCAAUAAACUUUCAUCCAGUCGCGAACCUCUCCAAUAACUCCUGCGAGAUUUCGUCAUAACUCUAUCGCCAUUCGGACACCCACAACAUCGCAACUCUGCCAUCUUCUCCAUUAUCUCAUUCAUCACACAUGUACCUCAAAUCGAUUAACAUCUUCGAAGCAUCAUUCAGACACUACAGCUGAUUCACAUUCAAUUGCAUAUCCCAUUUUUCAAAAAAAUAAUAUAUCAGCUCAUCGGCCCGAAAGAGAAUAAAGGCGGACGACGAAGCAGAUAGGUUGGUUAUUGUUAUUUAGACGUUGUAAAAUGUAUUUCUAGUGCGUUGGCCACAGAUAAGCUCAACGCGGAGGCUGCCAAAGAGGCAGAGGGUGGGUUCGAGGAAGAACUUGAUGGACAGACUUU
Molecule: messenger RNA, 1852 nt
Organism: Cryptococcus deneoformans JEC21
Lineage: Eukaryota; Fungi; Basidiomycota; Tremellomycetes; Tremellales; Cryptococcaceae
Product: kinase, putative
Exons: 12
Coding region: 150-1490 (446 amino acids)
Biological process (GO): protein phosphorylation; regulation of glucose metabolic process
Cellular component (GO): mitochondrion
Molecular function (GO): pyruvate dehydrogenase (acetyl-transferring) kinase activity
Source: RefSeq, a predicted model, not a curated record